Gossypium raimondii (Peruvian cotton) is the source of this 642-nucleotide messenger RNA. RefSeq lists its product as uncharacterized. The coding region runs from base 1 to 642 and encodes 213 amino acids. The record is from RefSeq and is a predicted model, not a curated record. The transcript is spliced from 2 exons. NCBI's taxonomy places the organism in Eukaryota, Viridiplantae, Streptophyta, Magnoliopsida, Malvales, Malvaceae.
AUGAUUCGCUUUACAGUACAAGAUGACCAAUGGAAAGUCACUCGUUUUAUUUCUGAGCAUAAUCAUGUGUUAGCAACUCCUUCAAAAAGACAUCUACUCAGGUUAGCUCGAUCAGUUCUGAUAGCUAAAGCUGAUGUCAUUAAUUCAAUGGUUAGUGCUGGUAUACGUCCUACAGAUGUUUACUCCUACAUGUCAAAUGAAGUUGGUGGAACUAGAAAUAUUGGGUUUACAAAACGAGUUUGUUAUAAUUACAUUAACAAACAGAAGAUGAUGAUGGUUGAAGCCGGAGAUGGUCAAAAUGGGAAUGCUAUUUCCUUUGCAUGGUUGUUCAAGUCUUUCUUGCAAUCAAUGGGUAAUCAGUUACCAAAGACUAUAAUGACUGAUGAGGAUCAUGCAAUUAGCAAAGCAAUAGGAGAAGUUUUUCCUGAUUCAUGUUACAGAUUACGUUUAUGGCACAUUUCUAGGAAUGCCCCUUCACAUCUUGGUAAUCUCAAUGGAAAUGUUAAUUUUCAUGCUUUGUUUCAUAAGUGCAUGCAAGGUUGUGAAUCAAAAAUAGAAUUUGAGAAGACAUGGGAUAAAAAUGAUAAAUUAUCAUUAUCUUUAAGAUUAUUCAUGGUUGAAAGGUUUGUACAAAUGCUGUGA